Protomyces lactucae-debilis is the source of this 1170-nucleotide messenger RNA. RefSeq lists its product as uncharacterized. The transcript is spliced from 2 exons. The record is from RefSeq and is a predicted model, not a curated record. Lineage: Eukaryota; Fungi; Ascomycota; Taphrinomycetes; Taphrinales; Protomycetaceae. Bases 38 to 772 code for a protein of 244 amino acids.
UGCACCGGAUGCAUCCACCACGACGAUUCAGGCAGCUAUGAAUAUGGUUUCUGCGUGGCCAAAGGAUCUGCUCAGUGUACGAAAAUUGUUUAGACCGAGUCCAUUGAGCUUUCUUGAGGAGACUUAUCCACUAGACAAGUCAACCUUUACGGUGCUGUUGCCUGAAGAUGCAGAGCUCAGCAAACAUUGGUACAUGUACACCAAGUACAUGAUACUGCGCUAUAUCAUGGGCGAGGACGGUAAUGAAAGAGAUCGUGCUUCACAUACCUAUGGGCUAGCACUUGAGCCUUGUCGACCCAUCGGAGACGUGGCUGUUCACGGUGCCGAGACGAAUAAACCCUUUCAUUUGAGCGCCUCGGCUAUCGAGUCGCCCAUGGUCUUCUUUCCAUCUGCGGUGCGUCAGCUCCACAAGACGGUGCAAGACUACCUAGCAUCUGGCAUAUCAGCAGAGGCUAUCAAUCUGGGCGAAGUAUAUGAACGGAUACUGAACCAUACGAGGGAUACGCUACUAUGUCCGCCGUCUUUUCAGGCAGAGUCUACACGACAGACUGCACUGGCCAAGUCGCUAAACGUGCAUGAUGAUGCUGCCGUAAGCGACAAUCUGUCAGCGCCGCCUGUGGACAAUGUCGACUUGCUCACUGAUGAAUCAUGGUGGGAGCGUAUGGGCCCAAUAGACUCGCAUGCUCUAUCAGACUGGAGCCAUCUCGCGCUCUUUGAUAGCGACGGCCUUCGCCAGACCAUGCAAGAGUUUUGGCCAAGUGGUUCUUCAUAGCAUUAUUGUACUCAUUUGUACUAGCACAUCAUCACCAUGCUCUUCCAGCUUCCUUUUGUACACAUUGCUUGAAUGCUGCAAACUCAGCUGCGCACUUGUCCUUGGUGACAUCAUGCAUCGUCGCAAGGAUGCAUUCUCCGUAGCGUGAGCCUUGAGCAGAGCAGCUUCCAAUGGACUUUGCAAGACGGGCCAUGGGCUUUGUAGGUUUCUUGGCAAUGGAAGACAUGUUGUAGCUUGGGUGGAAGUUGUUCGAGUGUUUGUCGGACUCUCGUCGCGACUUUUACUGUGGCGACCAAGACACCGCGCAUCCACUGAGCAGUGAGCAGAACGGCGUUUCUAUAGAGCCAGGCUCGUCAGCGCAAGUCGCAGUCAUGGCGGAUGACACGCCGUCUGCAAUG